Meloidogyne enterolobii is the source of this 1234-nucleotide messenger RNA. NCBI's taxonomy places the organism in Eukaryota, Metazoa, Nematoda, Chromadorea, Rhabditida, Meloidogynidae. The record is from the annotation of a GenBank genome assembly.
GCAAGUAAUUGCGUGCACAACUGAUCCUUCCUUGUUAAAAACUAAUUUGUAUCCUGAAGAUGUGAAACAGAAGGCUUUGAGUUUGUUGGGUGCUUGUGGAGGAGGGAGUGUUGGUGCCUACACUCAAAGCAACGGAAUCGAACUUAUCAGAAAACACAUUGCCCAAUUCAUUGAGAGACGUGAUAAAAUUCCUUGUGAUCCUGACAGUAUUUGCAUUUCUGGCGGUGCUUCAGAGGCUAUUAGGAAUGUCCUCAAAUUAUUUAUUCAUCACGAUUCAUCAAAAAAGAAGGCAGGAAUAAUGGUUCCAAUACCUCAAUAUCCUCUUUAUUCUGCUUCAAUUGAAGAAUUCAAUCUUGGACAAGUUGGAUAUUUUUUGGAAGAAGAAAAGAAUUGGGCUUUGGAUUUGCAAGAAUUGGAACGUUCAUUAAAAGAGCACCAAACAAAAUUUGACGUCAAAGUAAUUGUAGUAAUUAAUCCUGGCAAUCCAACUGGACAAGUUUUAACAAAAGAAAAUAUUGAAAAUAUAAUUAAAUUUGCUUACAAAAAUAAUUUGUUUAUUUUUGCUGAUGAGGUUUAUCAAGAAAAUGUUUAUGCAGAAGGAGCCAAAUUUUACAGUUUUAGAAAAAUUAUGAAAGAAAUGGGAAGUCCAUAUGAUAAAUUGGAGCUGGCUAGUUUUUAUUCGUGCUCAAAGGGUUAUAUGGGAGAAUGUGGUUUGCGUGGUGGUUAUGUACAAUUUGACAAUUUUGAUCCCCAAGUUUAUGUCCAUUUUAAAAAGAUGAUUUCUGCAAAGCUUUGUUCAACUGUGCUGGGACAGAUAGCAAUGGAUUGUAUUGUUGAUCAUCCACAACCUGGUGAUCCGUCAUAUAAUCUUUGGUUUGAGGAGAAGAACGCAGUUUUGUCUUCUUUAAAUCAACGUGCCAAAUUAGUAACUGAAUCUUAUAAUAAAAUUGAAGGUGUUCAUUGUCAACAAGUCCAAGGAGCAAUGUAUGCCUUUCCUAAAAUUUGCCUUCCUGAAAAAGCAAUAAAAGAAGCUCAAUUACUUGGAGAACAACCAGAUUUUUUCUAUGCAAAAAAAUUAUUGGAGGAAACUGGGAUUUGUAUUGUUCCCGGAUCUGGCUUUGGUCAACGUCCCAAUACUUGGCAUUUUCGAACUACAAUAUUACCCCAAAUUGAAUUAUUUAAUGAAAUGCUGGUUCGGUUCAAAACUUUUCAUGAACGUUUUUUGGCUAGGUAA